GACAGCAGCAGCAGCGUCGACCUGGCGCCAUGGCGCCCGCUGCUCGAGGGGUCAGUCACGUCGCUGCCCAUUGUCUUUACCCGGGAUGCCGAGUACUUUUUCGUGGCCGCGGCGUCGUCGGUCAAGGUGUAUGCGCGCGAGACGGGCCAGGUGGUCUCGACGCUGUCUGGCAGUGGCGGCGGCGGCAGCAGCAGCAGCAGCGGGAGCAGCGGGGGCGCGCACACCGACAGCCUGACGGGGCUCAUGCUGAAUCCAUCGAAUGCGACGCAGCUGCUCACCUCGUCGCUCGACGGCACCAUCAAGGUGUGGGACUACCUCGACGCUGCGCUGCUCCGCACCAUCGAUGUCGGCCACGCCGUCUCGCACAUGGCUGCGCACGCUGCGUUGCCACAGGAUACUGUCGUUGUCGCGCUCAACAAGACGUCGUCGGGUGGUGGCGGUGGCGGCGGCGAACGCGAAGGCGACGAGGCACACAACUCCAUCUUUGUCCUCGUCAGCCUGCAUGCAGCUGAAGGAAAGAAAAAGGCUCGACGGCCCAAGCCCUGGGAGCGGGCCCGGCCGCGGCAGACGACGCGGCUGGGCAAGACGCGGGCGUGUGCCGGCAUGGUCUUCUCGCCCGAAGGCAGCUACCUCGUGGCAAUUGGCAACCGCAAGGUGCAAAUUGCACGCACGGCCGCCCUCGCCGAUGGCUUUGUCAAGAUUGUCUCGGAGGAGUCGCUCACCGCCCUCGCCUUCCACCCCACCGACCUCGUCUUUGCCACGGGCGACGUCACGGGCAAGAUCCGCCUCUGGCACCUCCUCAAGACCGACGAGGUCCGGUCGUCGCCGGCCUGGUGGGCCAACCGGGCGGACCGCAAGGCGGCCAACACGCUGCUCCACUGGCAUGCCCACGCCGUCGCUGCGCUCGCCUUUAACCCCAGCGGCGCCUACCUCCUCUCGGCCGGCGAAGAGGGCGUCCUCGUCCACUGGCAGCUCGACACGGGCCGCACCGACUUUCUGCCGCGGCUCGGCGCGCCGAUUGCCUCGGUCGCCGUCGUCGAGGGCAUCGAUGGCCGGGAGCAGGAGUACGCCGUGGCGCUGCGCGACGGCAAGAUCCUCCUCGUGAGCUCCGUCAACCGCAAGGUGCUGCGCACCUUUUCCCGUGUCCUCGUCGAUGCCUCGCGCGACCUCUUUGACGCCGGCCACCUCCAGCGCCUCACCCACCCCCUCGCCGUCGAGCCGGGCACCGGCCAUCUCGUCAUGAUUGCAGGCCAUCCUUCGAGCCUGCAGUUCUUCGAUGUCGACGCCGACGAGCACGUGCUCGAGCUCGAGGUCACACCCACCAACCGUGUCUCGAGGACCGACGAGGUGGCGAUGGAGCCGCCGCGGGUCGAGCGCGUCGCCUUUUCUCGCCCUGCCUCACCCGCCUCUUCUUCUGCUGCUGCUACCACCACCGCUGCCCUCCGGCCCGAGUGGAUGGCGACCAUCGACAGCCGCAGAGCCGGUCCGCGCUUCUCGUCGUCGGGCGCCGACAUCUGCCUGCGCAUCUGGCAGUGGAAGCCCGACGCCUCGACCUACGUCCUCAACUCGCGCAUCGAUGCGCCCCACGGCGAGCACCCAGUCACGGCGCUCGCCUUUGCCUCGAGCUCCAGCUCCAGCAGCAGCAGCGACGCCGGGCCUUUUGUCGUCACGGCCGGCCAGGACGCCAAGGUCAAGACGUGGCGCCUGGCCACGCAAAAGGUCAAGGGCCACCGCACCGAGUCCUUCUGGGUGCCCCGCUCUGUGUUUGGCUACCGCGAUGCCCAGCCGCGCGACCUCGACGUCUCGGCCGACGGCUCUCUUUUGGCCGUCGCCCAGGGCGCAUUCGUCACCGUGUGGGACGUCGCCACCAACUCGCUCCGGCUUGCCCUCGCGGCGCCCGAGCUGAGUCCCGCGCGCAGUGUCCGUUUCGUUGGCCCACAGGGUCGCUACCUCGCCGCGCUUGGCCAGCGGUCUAUCCUGCUCUGGGACCUCAAGAGGACCAUCGUGGCCAACGCUGCCAGCCAGGGCUCCUUUUCCGUCUUUGUCAACAGUGUAAGCGCAAAGGCUCAGCAGUCGAGCAUCGUGCACACGUACCGGUGCGACGACGCCGGCGCCGUUGCUUCCUCGCGGCGACUCCCCUUUGCCGUGCUCGCCUCGACGCCGUCGCCGCUGGCCGAGGAGCGGUGCUAUGCGAUCACGAGCCACUUUGACCUCGUCGAGAUCUCGGCGGCGGCAACGAAGCGGCAGGCCAAGGACGAGGCACGGUCGCUGCGCGCCACACGUGUUGCCCGACGCACGCUCUUCGACGACCUCUUUGGCGCGCCCACGACGCUGGCAGAGGACAGGGAGGAGCAGCAGAGGCGGCGAGAGGCGCUCCUGAGGCAGGCCAUGGCGGGUGCGACGAGCUCGACGAAGCGGGGAAGCUACCUGGAGCUGUUUGAUGCGCCUGCGCACCUCUUGCCGCCGCUGCAGAUGCUCCUCGACCCCUUCUUUGGCAGAAUUCUCGGGCCUGCUGUCCCGGCUGCCUCGGCUGCCUCCAGGGCAGAGGGACCAGCCGUUGCGGGAGGCGAAGGUGACGCGUCAAUGGUCGACGCCGACAACGAAGGAGCAGAGGCAGGAGCAGAGGCAGAGGCAGAGGCAGAGGCAGAGGCAGAGACGAAGCGCCAGGGAGGCAGACAGCCCACGGCCAAGGGACACGGCAACGCGAUGCAGCACAUUGAGCAGCGCAACGACGCCGAGUUCCUCGCGCCCAUCUUCGCCAAGCUCGCCAUGGCCAGCAGCGGCAAGACGGUGCUUGCAGGCGAGGCGAUGGAGAAGGGAGCGAAGCGCGCAGGGACA
Molecule: messenger RNA, 2838 nt
Organism: Acaromyces ingoldii
Lineage: Eukaryota; Fungi; Basidiomycota; Exobasidiomycetes; Exobasidiales; Cryptobasidiaceae
Product: WD40 repeat-like protein
Exons: 3
Biological process (GO): positive regulation of transcription by RNA polymerase I; positive regulation of rRNA processing
Cellular component (GO): nucleolus
Molecular function (GO): RNA binding; protein binding
Source: RefSeq, a predicted model, not a curated record